UCGGCUGCUGCUCCGGGCACGGUGAGACCCGGCGGGGCUGCCCGGGACUCCGGGCUGCGGGAACCGGCAUUGGAGCGCCCGAGGAUCCUGGGGGCCCAGCCUUCUUCCCGCAGCCCUUUCCAGCCCCUCGUCCCCAUGAAAAUCAAAAGAACAAGGCUAAGGAGAGGGCUCUAAGCUCCGACACAGCAGGACUAGGUUUAAAUCCGGGAAAGAUUAACCCUUUGCUGAGCCGGCAAAGCUCGGGCCCCGAGGGGAGCGCUGGGUUUGGGGGCACCGCUCUGAUGCCGCUUUGCUGGGGAGCAGAGGAGGAGCAGAGGAGGCUGCGGAGCUCCCGGGCUCGGCAGGGCGGGGAUGGGCGCCGUGGCUGGCCGGGGAAUGCCCGCGGGUGCGGGCACGGGGCCGAUGCGGCGGCAGAGCCCCGGAGAUGCCGCAGCCUCCCCGGGUGCGGGUCUGGCCCUGGGGAAGCACGGCAGGGCACGGUUGUGAUUGCAGGGAGACCGAGGAUCCACCAGCGGUUCCCAAUGCACACCUGGGCACAAUUCCUGCGGGGAUGCGGGAUCGGGGACCGGCCGGGCUGGUGGCGGCAGCAGGGUGAGCCCUGCCCCGGGAUCAAGCGGGGAUCAGCCCCGGGACCUUGUCCCACCCUCCCCGUGCUUGGGGACCCUCUCCGGCAUUCGGGGCAGCAGCGCCGGAGCCUCCCGGUGCUGCCGGUCCCGGCCGGGAAAGCCGGGGAUGCGGGGGGCAGCGGGGAGCCGGGCACGGUCGGGGCCAGCUGCGGGAGCCUCAGCCCGUUUCCCCGGGGCUGCGAGGGCCGAAUGCCGCCGAGCACCGGGAGCUGUCGGGCUCGGGGCCGCCGAUUUCGUUGUGGUGCUCAAUGGCCCCAAAACGCAGCGUUUUAGUCCUAAAACGAGCGCGGGGCCAGGUGGGGAGCGGGACCGUGCCCGAGGGUGCGCCCCGUCCGUGGGACACCGGCGGGGACAUUUCUGCCCGUUUCGCUGCUGUUGUGCCGUGCCCGGGGCAGGUGCCCGGGUUUGGGUUUGCCCGGGCUGGGCGGUGCGGGGGGCCGAGCCGGUGCGUGUGUGUGUAUCGGUGUGUGUAUAUGUGUGUGUGUGUGUGUAUCCUGUGUGUUUGUGUAUGUGUGUGUGUGUGUGUGCUCGCCGUGUCCCUCCCUCCCUCCAGCCACCCCACCCCCGGGAGGGGAGGGAAGGAGGAGAUGGGGGGGGGGGGCUCCGACGGCUCGCCUCGCUCCGGCAGCCCCAGUCUCUCCGCCAACGUCAGGGAGGUCAUUAAUAACCAAUUAGGAGGGUCAAUGAAGCUCAUAUAUAGCCGGGCGGGAGCCGCCGAGCCGAACGGAGCCCAGCCCGCCGCCCACCGCCCGCCGCGCCCGGCCCCGUCGCGCUCGGCCCCGCCGCCUCGCCCCCAUGAUGGGCUCGGUGCUGCCCGCCGAGGCCCUGGUCCUCAAGCCCGGGCUGAAGCCGCAGGGGCUCUCGCUGGCCGAGGUGAUCACCUCCGACAUCCUGCACAGCUUCCUCUACGGCCGCUGGAGAAACGUCCUGGGCGAGCAGCUCUUCGAGGAGAAGAGCAGCCCCAAGACAGCGUUCACGGCCGAAGUGCUGGCUCAGUCCUUCUCCGGAGAGGUGCAGAAGCUCUCCAGCCUGGUGCUGCCGUCGGAAGUGAUCAUCGCCCAGAGCUCCAUCCCCGGGGAAGGGCUCGGCAUCUUCUCCAAGACUUGGAUCAAGGCUGGCACCGAGAUGGGGCCGUUCACGGGCAGGGUCAUCUCUCCCGAACAUGUGGACCUGUGCAAGAACAACAACCUCAUGUGGGAGGUGUUCAAUGAGGAUGGCACCGUGCGGUAUUUCAUCGAUGCCAGCCAGGAGGAUCACCGCAGCUGGAUGACCUACAUCAAAUGUGCACGGAACGAGCAGGAGCAGAACCUCGAGGUGGUCCAGAUCGGGAACAGCAUCUUCUACAAGGCCAUUGAGAUGAUUCCUCCAGAUCAAGAGCUGCUGGUCUGGUAUGGGAACUCCCACAACACCUUCCUGGGCAUCCCAGGUGUGCCAGGGCUGGAAGAGGAGCAGAAGAAGAACAAACAUGAGGAUUUCCACGCCGUGGAGACGGGGGCCAGCACGACGGGGCGCAUGCGCUGCGUCAUCUGCCACCGCGGCUUCAACUCCCGCAGCAACCUGCGCUCCCACAUGCGCAUCCACACCCUGGACAAGCCCUUCGUGUGCCGCUUCUGCAACCGCCGCUUCAGCCAGUCCUCCACGCUCCGCAACCACGUCCGCUUGCACACGGGCGAGCGGCCCUACAAGUGCCAGGUUUGCCAAAGUGCCUACUCCCAGCUGGCGGGGCUGCGGGCGCACCAGAAAAGCGCCCGCCACCGGCCCCCCAACGCCUCCCUGCAGGCCCACUCACCUGCCCUGCCCGUGCCCCACCCUGCCUCCCUGGCCCAUCACAUCCCCACCAUGGUGCUGUGAAGCCCCGGCGUGGCAGCAGGAUUUGGGACAGCAGAGACUGAUGCUGAGACAUGCGAUGAACUGGGGGAAUGGCCCUUGGCUGAGCUGCUUUGUGUCUCGGAGAGUGUUGGGUUGUUUUUUGGGCAUUGCUCACUGCAGGGGGUCGGCAGAAAAGGAGCCCCCAGCUCUGCGGCUGAGUUGUGGGGGAUCAUCCCCAGGGAGAUGUGGCACAGGGUGGGCUGUGGGUUUGUGUGGGUUUAACAGUGCACUGGGGGAGGACUGGGAGAGCCGAAAAGCCAGGCUUGGAGGAGUUGUGCCUGGGUUUUACAGAUAAUUUGGUAGAAAGAAAGAAAAAUUCCUCUUAUGUGUCCUCCUCUGCUCUAGCAGACAUGUGCCCCAGUGAAAGGUUGGCACAGCCCUGAUGUGGCCACCCCAGUCAUACCUGUUUGCCCGGGGAGUGGCUUUGGUCCUGGUGGUUCCUUCUAAGGGACACCUAUUCCUGCUUGGGAGCCUGGAGUUAAUGAACAUUUGCAUUUUCCUGCACCCGAGCCCCCUCUCCCUGCCCUGCUCCAGCCGGAGCCCAGUACUGGGGUCUGUCACUGCUCCAAGCCACGCUGUGGGCAGGGGGGACACCGUGCCAGCUGGGAAUGCCCAUCCACAGGCAGGAUUUGUGGGGACCCUGAGCUCUGCCGGGCUGUGCCCGUUCCAGCCCUUGCAGCUUUUCUCCCCAUCCCUUUCCCAGCUCUGAAGGAACAUUUUGGUUGGAACUGCUACUGCCCUCUGGGGACAGAGAAAACCUGUCCCCGGGCCAGCUCUGUCCCCAAGGACAACUCUAAGCGCCCUCUGGAGUCCCUACACUGCGGAGGAGAGCUGUGUAUCAUAAAUCUUAAAAAAAAAAAGGUAUUCUAAUAUUAAUUAUAAGUCUAAGAUGUAUAAAGUUCUCACAAACCGUGUUUCACUUCCAGAAGAAAAUAAACAAAAACAAAAGAAAAAAAACCCCAAACUGUCACUUUAACUUUGUAAAUAUUUAUGUAAACAUUAUUUACAAGACUUUGAUAUUAUAUAUUAUUUGAUUGUAUAUGUACACAGUGUAAAUACAUUUGUACUUUUCUUGUAUUCUAAAUAAAAAUUACUUGGAACAUU
This is a messenger RNA of Zonotrichia leucophrys gambelii, 3599 nucleotides long. RefSeq names its product PR/SET domain 12 (gene PRDM12). Bases 1422 to 2477 code for a protein of 351 amino acids. The record is from RefSeq and is a predicted model, not a curated record. Gene Ontology annotation, biological process: regulation of gene expression; neurogenesis. Lineage: Eukaryota; Metazoa; Chordata; Aves; Passeriformes; Passerellidae. Gene Ontology annotation, molecular function: histone methyltransferase binding. Gene Ontology annotation, cellular component: nucleus. The transcript is spliced from 5 exons.